Molecule: messenger RNA, 915 nt
Organism: Rhodofomes roseus
Lineage: Eukaryota; Fungi; Basidiomycota; Agaricomycetes; Polyporales; Fomitopsidaceae
Exons: 9
Coding region: 139-576 (145 amino acids)
Source: RefSeq, a predicted model, not a curated record
UUACUAUCUCUAUGGUACAUGGAUAUUGGGCAACAAACGAUGGUACCAUAUGAUUGCGAUCGCAUUAAUGGUAGAGAACGUGCAUGGACUGGCCGGCCACCCAUGUGAUUGAUUUCUGUCCAGGUUCUGUUGGCACUCAUGUCAUUCGCCGCUACUAUCGGUGCGUGCUUCUACCUCUCACUAGUAUAUCGUAGCUCGAUAUUGUUAUCGUGGAUUGCUCUAGCGUUCGUCAUCACGGAUGAGUUGGGUGCAAAGCAUAAACUCAGUGGAUUGUACACCAAUCCAGUGGAAACGUUGGAGCUUUCCCUCUUCACUCUAUCCGCAUCGGUCGUGGAUAUCUACAUCACUGUGACGCUCUGUUGGCAUUUGCGGAGGAUGAGAUCAGGUUUGCAAAGAACGGAUACACUCGUGCGCAGGCUAGUGGUGUAUGCUGUGGACCGCGGGAUCCUGACAACUACCAUGCAGCUCCUGUCACUCAUCACGUACCUGCCAUUGGCGGAGAAGCCUGUAUACUUAUGGACAGUGUUUCAUUUGCCGGCAAGCAAACUUUACGUUAACUCCAUGCUGGCGGUGUGAGUAGACUCUGACAACCCCCAUGUUUUGAGUCGCUCGAAUAAGAGAACUCCCAGAUUGAAUGCACGGCAAAAGCUGGGCGAGGCUUUCCUGGAUGAUGUCGAACUUUGCAAUCGGUCUGGAGAGUUGGUGGGCUUAGGAAGCAAGAGCGAUCACAAUCUCUGAAGCGCACAUACCUUGCAUGUACACAGAUCCAUGGCAACCCGCGGCCAGUGCAGUGUCGGACUAAUCUAGCGCCGCUGGUUUCACAGCCCAUAUUUACGACUGAACUUCAAUAAUGGAUUUCCGAGCCUCGUAUAGCGACUCAAGAAAAGUGGCGCGACGCUUUGGGGUCACGAUUCG